This is a messenger RNA of Naumovozyma dairenensis CBS 421, 1368 nucleotides long. RefSeq names its product Gdi1p (gene GDI1). Gene Ontology annotation, biological process: vesicle-mediated transport; small GTPase-mediated signal transduction; protein transport. The coding region runs from base 1 to 1368 and encodes 455 amino acids. Gene Ontology annotation, molecular function: Rab GDP-dissociation inhibitor activity. The record is from RefSeq and is a predicted model, not a curated record. The transcript has a single exon. Gene Ontology annotation, cellular component: cytoplasm. NCBI's taxonomy places the organism in Eukaryota, Fungi, Ascomycota, Saccharomycetes, Saccharomycetales, Saccharomycetaceae.
AUGGAUCAAGAAACUAUAGAUACUGAAUAUGAUGUUAUCGUUCUUGGCACUGGUAUCACUGAAUGUAUUCUUUCAGGGUUAUUAUCAGUAGAUGGUAAGAAAGUUUUACAUAUUGAUAAACAAGAUCAUUAUGGUGGUGAAUCUGCUUCCGUUACAUUAUCUCAAUUAUAUGAUAAGUUCAAAAAGAGUCCAAUCUCUAAAGAAGAUAGAGAAGCUAAAUUUGGUAAAGAUAGAGAUUGGAAUGUGGAUUUAAUUCCUAAAUUUUUGAUGGUUAAUGGUGAACUGACUAACAUUUUGGUUCAUACAGAUGUUACCAGAUACGUGGAUUUUAAACAAGUUACUGGUUCCUAUGUGUUUAAACAAGGAAAGAUUUAUAAAGUUCCAGCUAAUGAAUAUGAAGCCAUUUCAUCACCAUUGAUGGGUAUUUUUGAAAAACGUAGAAUGAAAAAGUUUUUAGAAUGGAUUAGCUCAUAUAAAGAAGAUGAACUUAAUACUCAUCAAGGUCUUGAUCUCGACAAGAAUACAAUGGAAGAAGUUUAUGCUAAAUUUGGACUUGGGAAUUCCACUAAGGAAUUUAUCGGUCAUGCAAUGGCUCUAUGGACCAAUGAUGAAUAUUUACAACAAAUUGCAAGACCUUCAUUUGAAAGAAUUUUGUUAUAUUGCCAGAGUGUUGCUCGUUAUGGGAAAUCACCAUACUUAUACCCAAUGUAUGGGUUAGGAGAAUUACCUCAAGGGUUUGCCAGAUUAUCAGCCAUUUAUGGUGGUACAUAUAUGUUAGAUACCCCAAUUGAAGAAGUCUUGUAUGAUGGUGAAGCUGAAUCCAAGAAGUUUAAAGGUGUAAAGACUAAGUUGGGAACCUUCACAGCUCCUUUAGUGAUCGCUGAUCCAACUUAUUUCCCAGAUAAAUGUAAAUCAACAGGACAGAAAGUUAUUAGAGCCAUUUGUGUUUUGAAUCAUCCAAUACCAGGAGCAGGUGAUUCUGAUUCUUUACAAAUUAUUAUUCCACAAAGUCAAGUUAAUAGAAAGAAUGAUAUCUAUAUCGCUGUAGUAUCAGCUGCUCAUAAUGUUUGUUCAAAGGGUCAUUAUUUGGCCAUUAUUUCCACCAUUGUGGAAACUAGUCAACCUCACGUGGAGUUAGAAUCAGCUUUCAAAUUGUUGGGACCAAUUGAAGAAAAGUUCAUGGGUAUUGCAGAAAUAUUUGAACCAAAGGAAGAUGGUUCUAAAGAUAAUAUCUUUUUAUCUAGAUCAUAUGAUGCAUCUUCUCAUUUCGAAUCUAUGACAGACGAUGUCAAAGAUAUAUAUUUUAGAGUUACUGGCCAUCCAUUAGUCUUGAAACAAAGAGAAGACAGUUUACAAGCAACUACUUAA